AUGAGCGGAGGCUCCUGUGUCAUCCAGUACUACAACUACCCCGGCGUCGGCAUCCGCAAUCGGCAGUACCUCAACUAUAGCCAGGCAUGCCGUGCUGGUGAUAAUAUCGAGUGCGCCGGCCAAGGCAGCUGGAACCCCCUCAACGGUCUACAAGAUCCGCAGCUACCACGUCGCCAUGGGCGAUGCGUGCUUGGUGGCCGUGAUCAGGAACUUGCAGAAGUGGUGUCCGGGCAUGGGCCGCUGUGGACGGCGCUCGGCGUGGAGAAGCUGGCGGAGGAGGGGAUGGUCGUGGAGAUUGAGGCGGAGGCGUAUGGUCCGCGGUAG
Messenger RNA from Morchella importuna, 324 nucleotides. RefSeq lists its product as uncharacterized. The record is from RefSeq and is a predicted model, not a curated record. The transcript is spliced from 3 exons. NCBI's taxonomy places the organism in Eukaryota, Fungi, Ascomycota, Pezizomycetes, Pezizales, Morchellaceae. The coding region runs from base 1 to 324 and encodes 107 amino acids.